UGGCUCCUUCUGUCGGUGCGUCCCUGGGACCUCCUGCUCCAGGCAUGAGCUGCCAGUGCAGCUGCGUGUUGGGGGUGGCGCCCUGAGACCGUCGGCAUGGGGAACACGGCAGACCUCCACGGACAUGGGGGGCAGCCCGGCUCCUGCAGCGUGCGGCUCCCGGCUCUAAUACUUUGUCCCCCUUGUUCCCCCUCCUUACAUUUUCUUCCUGAAAGGGGUCCUUGGUGAAUUCUGUCAUGGUUAUUUAAGGAACCUCGCCUAGAAGUCCCAACGCGCAGUUCCCCAUCAACGGGAAGGCUUGGACUCCAAGAUGAUUAUAAAGGAAUACCGGAUUCCUCUGCCGAUGACCGUGGAGGAGUACCGCAUUGCCCAGCUGUACAUGAUACAGAAGAAGAGCCGCAACGAGACGCACGGUGAAGGCAGCGGCGUGGAGAUCCUGGAGAACCGGCCGUACACGGACGGCCCCGGCGGCUCCGGGCAGUACACACACAAGGUGUACCACGUGGGCAUGCAUAUCCCCAGCUGGUUCCGCUCCAUCCUGCCCAAGGCGGCCCUGCGAGUGGUGGAGGAGUCCUGGAAUGCCUACCCCUACACACGGACCAGGUUUACCUGCCCUUUUGUGGAGAAAUUCUCCAUUGACAUCGAAACCUUUUAUAAAACUGAUGCUGGAGAAAACCCCAACGUGUUCAGUCUGUCUCCGGUGGAAAGGAACCAGCUGGCGAUCGACUUCAUCGACAUUGUCAAGGACCCCGUGCCCCCCAACGAGUACAGGACGGAAGAGGACCCCAAGCUCUUCCACUCCAUCAAGACCCAGAGGGGGCCGCUGUCUGAAAACUGGAUCGAGGAGUACAAGCGGCAGGUCUGCCCCAUCAUGUGCGCCUACAAGCUGUGCAAGGUGGAGUUCCGCUACUGGGGCAUGCAGUCCAAGAUUGAGAGGUUCAUCCACGACACAGGCCUGCGGAAGGUGAUGGUGAGGGCACACCGGCAGGCCUGGUGCUGGCAGGACGAGUGGUACGGGCUGAGCAUGGAAAACAUCCGUGAGCUGGAGAAGGAGGCGCAGCUCAUGCUGUCCCGUAAGAUGGCCCAGUUCAAUGAGGACGACGAGGCCGCCCAGCUGACCCAGGGCGAAGGCGGCCAAGCCCAGGCCCCCGGGGAGCCCACGCAGCCAGGCGGCAGCAGCGAGCCCCUGGCCGGCCGCGGCCUGAAGAAGCAGUGGUCCACGUCCUCCAAGUCAUCUCGGUCGUCCAAGCGGGGAGCCAGCCCUUCCCGCCACAGCAUCUCAGAAUGGAGGAUGCAGAGUAUUGCCCGCGACUCGGACGAGAGCUCCGAUGACGAGUUCUUCGAUGCUCAUGAGGACCUGUCUGAUUCUGAGGAAAUAUUCCCCAAGGAUAUCACCAAGUGGAACUCCAAUGACCUCAUGGACAAAAUCGAAAGCCCUGAGCCGGAGGACACGCAGGACAGUCUGUACCGCCGGAGCAGCCCCGAGUUCAGGGUGGCCUCCAGUGUGGAGCAGCUGAACAACAUCGAGGAUGAGGUCAGCCCCCCGCUGGCCGCCCCACCCUCCAAGAUCCACGUGCUGCUGCUGGUGCUACACGGAGGCACCAUCCUGGACACGGGCGCCGGGGACCCCAGCUCCAAGCAGGGCGACGCCAAUACCAUCGCCACCGUGUUCGACACCGUCAUGCGCGUGCACUACCCCAGUGCCCUGGGCCGCCUUGCCAUCCGCCUGGUGCCCUGCCCACCCGUCUGCUCCGACGCCUUCGCUCUGGUCUCCAACCUCAGCCCUUACAGCCACGACGAAGGCUGUCUGUCCAACAGCCAGGACCACAUCCCCCUGGCUGCCCUGCCCCUGCUGGCCACCUCCUCGCCCCAGUACCAGGAGGCAGUUGCCACGGUGAUCCAGCGGGCCAACCUCGCUUAUGGGGACUUCAUCAAGUCCCAGGAGGGCGUGACCUUCAAUGGGCAGGUCUGCCUGAUCGGAGACUGUGUCGGGGGCAUCCUGGCAUUUGAUGCCUUAUGCUACGGCCACCAGCCAGUGUCCGAAAGUCAGAGCAGCAGCCGCAGGGGCAGCGUGGCCAGCGUGCAGGACACUGAGCUGCUGUCCCCGGGCGUCCUGGUGAAUGCGGCACAUGGCAGCGGCAGCAGUGGCGGUGGUGGCGGUGGCGGCGGUGGCAGCGGCGGCGGUAGCCUGGAGAGCAGUCGGCACCUCAGCCGCAGCAAUGUCGACAUCCCUCGAAGCAGUGGCACCGACGACCCCAAGAGGCAGCUGCCCCGCAAGAGGAGUGACUCGUCCACCUACGAGCUGGACACCAUCCAGCAGCACCAGGCCUUCCUGUCCAGCCUCCACGCAGGCGUGAUGAGGAAUGAGCCCAGCUCCCGCCGCUCGAGCAGCUGCACCAUGCUGGACGGCCCAGGGGCCCUGGGCAAGUUCGACUUUGAGAUCACCGACCUCUUCCUCUUCGGGUGCCCACUGGGGCUGGUCCUGGCCUUGAGAAAGACUGUCAUCCCCACCCUGGAUGUUUUCCAGCUGCGGCCUGCCUGCCAGCAAGUCUACAACCUGUUCCACCCCGCGGACCCUUCGGCCUCGCGCCUAGAGCCGCUGCUGGAGCGGCGAUUUCACACCCUGCCGCCCUUCAGCAUCCCCCGCUACCAGCGCUACCCGCUGGGGGACGGCUGCUCCACGCUGCUGGUCGAGACCGUGCAGAGAAACCCCGAGCUGGUCCUGGAGGGCGGCCCCCUGGCCCCUCUCCCGCCCGGGGAUGGCUUCCUGGAAACCAGUAUCCCAGUUCCCGCGCUCACCUGGCAAGACGGUCCCCACCCGAGCCCAGGCUGUGCUGAGUAUGCACUCCAGACCCACAGCACCGUCUUCCAAGAGCACGCGGCCCCCUCUUCGCCCGGCGCGGCCCCCACCACCCGAGGCUUCCGCCGAGCCAGCGAGAUCAGCAUCGCCAGCCAGGUGUCGGGCAUGGCCGAGAGCUACACGGCGUCCAGCAUUGCCCAAAAGACCCCAGCGCCACUCAGCUACACCCCCAGCGUCAGGCGCCUGUCCCUGCUCGCCCUGCCCUCCCCACCCCCCACCACCUCGGGCUCCCGCCCGCAGGCCAGGCGGGCGAACCCCAGUCUGGAGAGGGCCCCCUGCCUCCCCGACUUGAACAUCAGAGAAGUUGCUGCAAAGUGGUGGGGCCAGAAGCGCAUUGACUACGCCCUGUACUGCCCCGACGCCCUGACAGCUUUCCCCACGGUGGCCCUGCCUCACCUCUUCCACGCCAGCUACUGGGAGUCAACGGAUGUGGUCUCCUUCCUGCUGAGACAGGUCAUGAGACACGACAAUUCCAGCAUCUUGGAGCUGGACGGCAAGGAGGUGUCAGUGUUUACCCCCUCAAAGCCGAGAGAGAAGUGGCAGCGCAAGAGAACCCACGUGAAGCUGCGGAACGUGACCGCCAAUCACCGGAUCAACGAUGCACUUGCCAAUGAGGAUGGUCCACAGGUUUUGGCGGGCCGGUUCAUGUACGGGCCCCUGGACAUGGUCACACUGACGGGGGAGAAGGUGGACGUGCAUAUCAUGAUGCAGCCGCCCUCGGGCGAGUGGCUGUACCUGGACACACUGGUGACCAACAGCAGCGGGCGUGUCUCCUACACUAUCCCUGAGACUCACCGCCUGGGUGUGGGGGUCUACCCCGUCAAGAUGGUGGUCAGGGGAGACCACACGUUUGCAGACAGCUACAUCACCGUGCUGCCCAAGGGCACAGAGUUCGUGGUCUUCAGUAUCGAUGGCUCCUUUGCUGCCAGCGUGUCCAUCAUGGGCAGUGACCCCAAAGUGCGAGCUGGGGCCGUGGACGUGGUGCGGCACUGGCAGGACCUGGGCUACCUCAUCAUCUACGUGACGGGCCGGCCUGACAUGCAGAAGCAGCGGGUGGUGGCGUGGUUGGCCCAGCACAACUUCCCCCACGGCGUGGUGUCCUUCUGUGACGGCCUGGUGCACGACCCACUGCGCCAUAAGGCCAACUUCCUGAAGCUGCUCAUCUCGGAGCUGCACCUGCGUGUGCACGCGGCCUACGGCUCCACCAAGGACGUGGCGGUAUACAGCGCCAUCAGCCUGUCCCCCAUGCAGAUCUACAUUGUGGGCCGGCCCACCAAGAAGCUGCAGCAGCAGUGCCAGUUCAUCACAGACGGCUACGCCGCCCACCUGGCCCAGCUCAAGUACAACCACCGGGCACGGCCGGCCCGCAACACGGCCACCCGCAUGGCACUGCGCAAAGGCAGCUUCGGCCUGCCCGGCCAGGGCGACUUCCUGCGCUCCCGGAACCACCUGCUCCGCACCAUCUCGGCCCAGCCUAGCGGGCCCGGCCUCCGGCAUGAGCGGACGCAGAGCCAGCCUGACGGCGAGCAGCGGGGCCAACGCAGCAUGAGCGUGGCGGCCGGCUGCUGGGGCCGCACCAUGGCUGGCCGGCUCGAGUCAGGGGCAGCCCCGGGCCCCAAGUAGGGCACCCUUAGUGAGGCGCUGUGGUCUCCAUGGUGCUAGGCCAGGUGGCCAGCCCGCCGGGGGGCCUGGCCUGGGCACACGCCAUCGGCUGGAGACGAGCUGUCCCAGGACCCAGCGGAGGACACCGGCUGUGCCAUACACAGCCCUCCCAGCCCUGCAUCAUGUCCUAGGAUCUGAGAGGUUCCCGCCUGUCAUGGAAGCUGACAGAUGACCAGCUCCAGGAUGGGGACCACGUGGCCUGGCCUGGAGGGUAUUCCUGGACAAUUGCCCCAUGUGGACCUUGCAGCAUCCCGACGCCAGGCCUGGGCCCAACAUGCCAUCCCCCAGCCAGUAGCGCGCCCCUCCCCCAGGUUCCCUCCACCUGGUAGCAGCUUCUUGUUAACUCGAGUUACUCAACUCUUCAACCUCACUGGUUUUGCACUGAUUUUGAGAGUGGAGACCCCUUACCAUCUCCUGUGAUUACAGACUCGUUGACAUGCAUGAAAAGUCAACUUUUGCUGGAUCGACUGCCACGCAGAAGGCUCCAAGGUAGCAAAUCCUUGUGCAAGCAGGAAAGGCCAUAGCUUAAUUUCUGCAGCUCCACCUGGCCCACCAGUGCCACGGCAGCCCUGCACCCCUGCCCAUCUGCCCAACCUGGAGCCCAACGAGGCUGUGGGCACAUCCCAGGCGGUGAGGCCGGUGAAGCCCAGAGCAGGCUCCCCCAAAGCCCUGCCUUGGCCUGUGGGGCCUGGCCAGGCCUGGUUGCCUCCUCCUCCUCGCCUGCCUGCCGUCAGUCAAAGCCCCCUGCCGCGGGCCACCCUGCGUUUCUACACCUUUCUACUCCGAUCUGAUUUCUAUGAGGUUUUUCUAAAUGAGCAAUCCUUGGCUGCUUCCUUUUCUUAACUCUUUCAGUACUAAGUGCAGCCCCUCCACGUGACAACACCCAGCACUGUGACGGAGUCCAGCCUGGUUCUGGGUCCUGGUGCCCUGCCCCCUGCCCAUGCUUUGGGGUGUGGGCUCCCUGCCUCACCUUACCCGUUAAUUCCACUGAAUUUCUACUCUGGGGUGGGUAGGGCACACACUUAGGUUUUUUAAAUGCCAGUUCCGUUCCGAUGCCGAAUCUAAGAAGCCACAACUCCCGGCGUUCGCUUAAAGGCAGGCAGCCAUGUCUUCACUUCCUGCCUGGUAAGGACCACGCUGUCCUGCACGCUGGGUCUGAGCGUCAGCCCUCCCUCCCCAGGACCGACCUUGAUCUCAGCUGUGGCACUUGGCUCCAGGCAGCCCCUCAUCCUCCUCCACCUUCUUCAAGGGGGGGAGAGGAGCCUGGCUGGCCUCGGACAGCCGUCCAGCGACCAGGCUCCAUGUCCAAGCUGCUGCCAACCUGGAUAGGGCCUCGGCCACACAGGCUGGGCUGGGCAGCUCACCGAUGGAUGUUCACCUCUUCCCGUGUGUAGAUAUGUACAGCCGAAGGGUCAUGUAAAUGUUCUGCCAAAGUGGGUCUAUACAGAACGAAAGCUAUUUAUUUUGUGCAGAGAAAAACGUCUGAAGGGAUGGGACCUUCAGGGUUUAUUCCUAUUUAAGAUGUAGCUUUUUGUUGUUUCAGGCGUUAUGUAUAAAGCAGCAAUUAUUUUAUGGACCAAGUUUUAAUGUAACUGUUGCAGUAAAAGUGCAAUAUCUGACCCCCCCUCUGCUCCCCAGCGGGAAAUCGCUCGGCCGACAAUCACAGCCCCGCUGAGGGGCCCCUGUGGCCAGUGCCUCCUUCUCUGUUGGUCCCAUCUCACCCCAUCUUGCCUACAGCCUGGAUGACUAGCCAUCUGGAGAAGCACCUGGAAGUCUCGGGCCUGCCUGCAAUAAAGGCUGGGAGGCCUCCUGGCCCAGAAGCCAAGCGGCAGUGGGCUCGGCUUCUCCUGGCGCACGGCGCCCCCACAGCUCCGCGCUCCCCACCUUCCUGCCCAGCCGCCAGCCAUGCCAAGGACAACAGCAAUAGUGCCCUGGGCCUCUCCCAGGAGCCAUUAGCCAUCGAUGGUGAGAUGGGCAGCCCACCCUCCCUGUGGACGUCCCCCAGGUCUGCUUCCUGCUGCCCUUCAUUCUUUUGGCACAGUCUCCUCUUGAGGAAGCACCAGUGUUUCAGAAACUAAGAGAGGGAGGGCAGAGUCCUUUAAAAAUACCAAAAAUGUUUACAGAGUUGGGUGCUGAGCUGCAUGGCUCAGGCCUGACCAGUCAUUACCAAAGGGUGAGGCAGACCUUGCCGACUGCCACCCCCACCCAGGCCUGUUAGAGUAGAAGCCUUAGUCCCACUCCCACCCCCAAGCCCCAGGACUCAGCCUCAGCCCCC
This is a messenger RNA of Rhinolophus ferrumequinum (greater horseshoe bat), 6797 nucleotides long. It is a transcript of the gene PITPNM2, whose product is annotated as phosphatidylinositol transfer protein membrane associated 2. The coding region runs from base 311 to 4483 and encodes 1390 amino acids. Lineage: Eukaryota; Metazoa; Chordata; Mammalia; Chiroptera; Rhinolophidae. The record is from RefSeq and is a predicted model, not a curated record. Gene Ontology annotation, cellular component: cytoplasm. Gene Ontology annotation, molecular function: phosphatidylcholine intramembrane carrier activity; phosphatidylcholine binding; phosphatidylinositol binding. The transcript is spliced from 26 exons. Gene Ontology annotation, biological process: phospholipid transport.